AUGGCUCAAAAUCCAUAUUUAUCUUCGCAGCUGUCGAGAAUAUCCAGGCCUUCUGAACAAUUAAGAUCAAUUGUUCGUCUACCUGGACCAUUCGCCGAGCUUCCUCGUCACCCAAUCUUGUACAACCACCCUUCACCAAUCCAUCCACUGCCCUCUCUAUCAGUCAACCCCCAAAGUCCAAACCACCCUCGAAUCAACAUAUACGCCAAGCGUGAAGACCAUGGAUCACCACUCGCAUGCGCAGGUAACAAAUACCGCAAGCUCGAAUACAUCGUGCCAGACAUCUUAUCCUCCACACCAACAUACCAUUAUCACGAACAUCACCCGACAACACUGAAACUAGAUGGCCCAGCAACCAUCCUCGUAACCGAAGGCGCAAUCCAAAGCAACCACACCGUUCAAGUCGCAGCACUUGCGCGUACUCUAGGCCUCAAGGCAAUAGUCCUUCUUUCCCGCGGCACGGGCGGCGGCCUUCGCGCCAGCCAAAACCGCGAUUCCUUCCUUCGUUCGGGGAACGUACAGAUCAACCGACUUAUCGGAGCCGAAGUGCGGAUCCUGAAUGAAGGCGACCCGGCUGCCAUUGAUGCCAACCCUAUCCUCGAAGAACUCCGAGCGAGCGGGGAAAGACCCUACUGGAUUCCCGGAGGCGCAAGUCUCCAUGCGCUCGGCGGCCUGGGGUACGCACGCGCAGCAUUUGAGAUUGAAAUGCAGGAGCUUGAAUUGAAUCUCGAGGGCUCAGGCAGAUUCGAUUACAUCUUUGUGGCCUGUGGUAGUGGAAGCACUGUUGGUGGACUACUUGCUGGAUUUAAGCUGGGAGAAACAGGGCCGAGACAGGUCAUUGGUGUUUUGAACUCACCAACCAAGCCGCGAUCGUAUCACGCAGACCGAGUCCUAAGCUUUGCAAGGCGGGCAGCGGCACAGAUUGGGUUUGAUGGAAAUGAUAGGCCCAACGCAGAACAGACGAUUGCUAUGGAUGAUGUGCGGCUGGAAGAUCGGUUUGUGGGGACUGGGUAUGGAGUGCUAGAUGUGGAGACCACGGAGGCGAUGCGGAUCAUGGCGCAGUCAGAGAGUAUCAUUCUAGACCCGGUGUAUACGGCCAAGGUGGCUAGAGCGAUGAUGCACUGGGUGAGAGAAGACAAGAUACAGGAGUUUGCGCGACAGCGUGGCCUGGAAGAUGUGAAUAUAUUGUUCAUCCACACAGGAGGUCAAGCUGCAUUGGGAGCAUACGCGGAUGUGAUCUAA
Messenger RNA from Penicillium cinerascens, 1242 nucleotides. RefSeq names its product 1-aminocyclopropane-1-carboxylate deaminase/D-cysteine desulfhydrase. The record is from RefSeq and is a predicted model, not a curated record. Gene Ontology annotation, molecular function: D-cysteine desulfhydrase activity. Bases 1 to 1242 code for a protein of 413 amino acids. NCBI's taxonomy places the organism in Eukaryota, Fungi, Ascomycota, Eurotiomycetes, Eurotiales, Aspergillaceae. The transcript has a single exon.